This is a messenger RNA of Hordeum vulgare subsp. vulgare (domesticated barley), 1226 nucleotides long. Its product is annotated as zinc finger CCCH domain-containing protein 43-like. The record is from RefSeq and is a predicted model, not a curated record. The transcript has 5 exons. Bases 219 to 1226 code for a protein of 335 amino acids. Lineage: Eukaryota; Viridiplantae; Streptophyta; Magnoliopsida; Poales; Poaceae.
GGAUGGAUGGAUUUGCUGCUUAUUUGUUAGAUGGAUGGAUGAAUUUGCUGCUUAUUUGUUAGAUGGAUGGAUGAAUUUGCUGCUUAUACAAUUUGGGAUAGUGCUGUCAAUGCUGUCAAUGUUUCCUGCUGUCAAUGUAUUGCUAGAUAGUGCUAGAUAGUGCUGUCAAUGUUUCCUGCUGUCAAUGCUAAUGUGGUAAUGUUGAAUAAUAAUGGUAGAUGGAGAAAGUUAAAGAGCCCAAAGCAAAUUGGGAUAGUGCUGCUCAUACAAUUUAUAUGACUGCUUGCGUAGAGGAGGUUCGAGGAAAUAAUCGCAGCGGCAGCUUUUUGUCGGACAUAGGACAAGCUAAUUUGCAUAAAAAGUUCAAUGAACGCUCCGGAAGAAACUAUUCAACCCGGCAAAUCAAAAAUAGGUGGAGUGUGUGUAGGAGCGACUACAAUACAUGGAAGACAUUGAUCCAGCAAGCAUCUGGCCUAGGAAGAGAUGAGCAUACGAAGACUAUUGCUGCUACAAAUGAGUGGUGGGCAUUGGAGAUAAAGGCACAUCCAGAAGCUGCCAAGUUCCGGUAUGCUCCACUAGCGGAGGAGGAAAAAAUGUCAGAGGUUUUCGAUAAUUGUUGUGUCACAAAUGAGCAUGCGAGGGUGCCAACUCCCUCUUAUCAAGGUGAUCCCUCCCGAAUUAUUUUGGAGGAUGACUCAGGGUGUGAAAGUCAGGAUUGCCAAGUUACCCCUAUUCAAAAUCGGGGAAAGAGUGGGAAGAAGAGGGCGUCUCCUUACUCGCCAAGUCCAAAGAUGAAUGAUAAGUGGGCAGGUGAGAAUGCUAAAAAUGAGGCUUUUGUACACAUGGUGGAUCUCUUUAGUGCAAGAGACAAGAGGGAUGCAGAGGAGAAGGAGAGUGUGGAUCAAACAAGACAAGAGAUUCAACACAUGAUGGCCAUGGUGGAAGCGGAUGGUGCAAAACCAGGAAGUGAUGAGCAUUUCUAUGCUACCUUUCUUUUCAUGGAAAAGAAAUAUCGCGAUGUUUUCUCCUCUUUCACGGCUCAUGAACCUAUUAUGGAUAUUUCCAAAAAGAUUGCCAAAAAGAAACAAGAUGAUAAAGAAUUUGAGGCGGCAAUGGUUGCAUUUGCUAUGGAUGUAGCGUCGUCAAGUGCCAACGCUCUACCACCAGAAGAUGAUGGUACCAUGAACGCAACACGUGAGGCGAUUGCUGCUAGUCUUGUACCUUGA